AUGUCACACACCGCCCCACCAACAAUCAUAUCCCUCAAAACCAACUUUUUGAGUGCUCAAACGCGCGCGUUGUCGAACCCGUUGCAUCCGUCCCGCGCCUGGCUGACGACAAACGAGGAGUUACCGGACAAGGCUGUGAAUGACGUGAUGGCGAAGCUGAAUAACAGGGUGCUGCAGCACUGCAAACGGGUGUAUGCGCCACAGGCGACGAGGCAUGUUGCUGAGCAGAUUGAGGUGCUUUAUAUCUCGUCUUCUUACGAAAGUCUGGAGUUGGAGGGGAUGGGGGGGGGGGGAAGGGGUGAGGGAGGGGGAGGAUUUAGGUACGUACCUAUACAAAAACAAGAUGAUGAGGAAAAGGAGUGGGUGCUGAUAAUUAAUAGCGGAGGGGGGGGUGAUUGA
Molecule: messenger RNA, 399 nt
Organism: Podospora bellae-mahoneyi
Lineage: Eukaryota; Fungi; Ascomycota; Sordariomycetes; Sordariales; Podosporaceae
Exons: 1
Coding region: 1-399 (132 amino acids)
Cellular component (GO): Mis6-Sim4 complex
Source: RefSeq, a predicted model, not a curated record